This is a messenger RNA of Paramormyrops kingsleyae, 4273 nucleotides long. RefSeq names its product torsin-1A-interacting protein 1-like. The record is from RefSeq and is a predicted model, not a curated record. Gene Ontology annotation, biological process: membrane organization. Gene Ontology annotation, molecular function: ATPase activator activity. Lineage: Eukaryota; Metazoa; Chordata; Actinopteri; Osteoglossiformes; Mormyridae. Gene Ontology annotation, cellular component: membrane.
UACAGAAAAGGCGGGGCGACGACUUGAGUGACUGCUACAGAUGCGCGCAGUUACACCCGGAAGUGGGUGCAAAGUUUACAAUUUUCACAAUAUUUAAUAAUAACUGUAUUUGGAAGCAGUUUUUAUAGUAGAAGGACAUGCCAUUUUAGCAGGUCGGCUAAUUACGAGUUCUGUUCUGUGAAAAGCGUGUGAAUCUUGAAACCGAAAGUUUUUAAAGUCAGUCCCCAGUUUCCGGGAGUAAAAGGUUUAGUUUUUAAAUAAUUCACUGUAAAAAUUUUACAAAUCAGGCCCGAAUAUGGCCCCCGAAACAAGAAGAAGAAAACGUAUGUUUUCGUCAGAUGACGCAGUUUCUACUGAAAACCCAAAUACAGCAAUAAUAAAGAAAAGGGGGCGCACUACAAAUAAGACCCCAAACAAGACGCUUGCAAAAGACUCUGAUCAGGAAGAUGUAGUAAUGGAUGACAGUGAAAUUAUCCAAGAUUUUGAUUCCAGCAAAGAGCAUAAGAGGAGUGGCACUAGAAGAAGGAUGCCAGAUGUGGAAAUGAACGGCUCAGAGGAUCAAACGUACAUCUCGCAGGCUGUUAAAGAGCCCCCUAACAAGGUAAGGAAGCUGUCUGUAUCCGAGGACGGCGGGAGUCCGGAUGACAGUGACACGAUGGAUAUCCAAGAAGAUGAGGAAAACCUCAAUGAAGAUGUGAUACCAGAGAGAAGGUCACUUUUCAGAGCAGGUGAUGAAAAGGAAAGAGAUCCCUGUGUAAAACACCUGCCUGCUAAAAUCCCCGAAUCCCGGAUCCCUAUUAAAAUGCCCACUGAUGAGCCGGAAAGGAGCCGAUACAAUUAUACAAAAGCCAGAACAGAUUUCACUCAAAGACCAGUGGCUUGUUCUCCUGGAACUGGUGUCCAAUCACAGGAAAAGUACAGUGCUGCACUUCACUGUCAGAAGUCUCACAGGGAUGUGACCUUAGACAACAUAAAAGUAGACCAGUGGAAUGCAAAUUCGCUUCCUCAUUUAGCAGUGUCCUAUUCAUCAAGAAACCAGGGAAAAAGGAUUACCAUCAAAAAUCCAAAUAUUGAAGAAAGAACAGAAGGAUGGUCGAAGACGCUCUUGUCCACAUUGGUUCUGGUCUUGCUCUGCUUCCUAGUGGUGUGCCUGCUCCUAGUGGGCAAUAACACAGAUAUAGCGAUUCCUCAUGACAAGAACAUGACAAAAGGCUUUGAAGCCCAGUUCAUGGAUUUAGAAUCUCAAUUCCCCAGCCAAAGGGCAGAACUGUGGAAGAAGAGUAAAAUACUUCUGAUGAGGAAUCUCAAGACAAUUCAAACCAAAGAGCCGUUCAGCAUGAUCUUGACGUCAGGACUCGGGGCCAAGAAGACGUUGCACUGUCUGGCCGUCUGCAUAGCCACUGCCUUGUCUUCUGCCCUCAACGUGACUGUCGUGCAGAUCGACGGGGCCAGCAAGGCCUUGCUAGACAGUAGCCAAGUAAAACUGGAUAUUGACAAGAAGCUGAUGGAAGCUUUUACAGAUGACAAGGGUGUGGCCGUCAUUCAGCAGUUCGGGGAGCUCCCUCCAGGAUCCACGCUCAUCUUCUACAAGUACUGCGACCACGAAAAUGCGGCUUUUAAGAACGCGUUCUUCAUCUUCACCAUCCUCUUGCCUGUGGAGGAGCUCGACCCGGAACUCACUCUUAAAGAAGUGGAGGAGACGGUUCAGGACCACAUCGAGGGCAGGUUCCUCUCAAGUGGCCAGCCGGCCUCUUUCGAUACAAUUGAUGCCGAUAAAUUAGGUGGGCUUUGGAGUCGGAUCUCGCAUUUAGUUCUACCUGUGGUGCCAGAGGCAGAUACUGAGCAGAAUGGGUGUCGCAUUUAAAAUUGUGCUGUGCCGCUUCCACCGCUAUCUGCUGAUAUACACUGUAGGAGCCAUAGGUAAUGAAGAGCCACUCUAUAAUGUUAGAGCUGUAUGUCAGGUGCUAGAGACAGUCUGAGUGUGAUUGUUCAUUUUUCCAACAGUGUUCUUAAUUAAUUAGCCUUAAUUCUGUUGCACUCUACAUAUUACGGCUUGCAUAACCACAUCAAAUUAAAUGGACUUGUUGAUGAACUUCUGAUUUUAAAUGAUUUCGGUUGUCUAGUAACUGAUGGCUUGAAUCUAAAUUUUGAAAUGAAUUCUGAUAGUUUAUUAGCACAGCUCUAGAGUACUUAAUUAUCAUAAUUGCAUAAAUAUUGAUAAACCUGUUUAUGUCUUUCUUACGUUCAUCUAAAGGGCUAAAUUAAAAAAAAUAACUCAGGGAGCUUUUUCAUUGUAUGUGCCUUAUAACAGGCAUGUGAGCCUGCAUUGUGCCUAGACAGAUACUCUCUCAAAGUUAAUAAAGGGUUUGUUUUUGUCAAAAGGCAGCAGAAAGCAGGCUGCAGGGACCAGGAGUGUGAUGCCCUGGUUAAUAAAUUACUGGAAUUUGUGGGAACACCCACGUGUUAUGCUGUAGUGAAAGAUUCUUCAAGAGCUAAGCUGGAAGCAACACAGAAAGCCUGAAUUUAGCAUACAUUUCCAAAACCAGCAAUGUAAUGAAUUAAUAUGAAAUGCAUUUAUGUUUGUAAGAGAGGUAUUGCGGGCUGUUUGGAGGCUCAGAUUGUCGUAUUAUGUCUUUGUACCUCCUCUGUGAUGUUGGUUUCAAAUCUGCUGCCCUGCAAUGAACCUGCAUGCUAUCUAUGUGGUACUAUACCUUGUUUCUCACUGUGGAUAGACUAAAACGUUCUUGCAAAUUAUAAUCACAACGAGUACUUAAACAAAGCUGAUUUCCCUGCUGAACACUUUUGACAGACAGACAUCUGCUUAAGGUUCAGUCAUAGUGACAGCAGGUGAAAAUGUAAUGUCCUAUAAAGAUGAUGAUGUAUGCUACUGUGAGAUGUGUAAUUUGAUGGGUAAUUUCAGGAUAAAUUCAUGGAAUAUUUUUUAUGAUUUUUGCAUUAAUACAAGUGUUGCUUAAAGACAAGAUUCAGCUCUUAAUACAUUCAGCUCUUUUCAGGGGGAAAAUGUUAGAUUUUAAUGAAGCUGGUAGGAAACUAUGAUUGCAUUGUUACAUGAUAGAAGUGAUUUUCAACUAGGUGUUGGGUGAUCUUCCCUGAAAAAUCAUAUCAUGAUUUUUUUAACACACAAUUACGAUCCACAAUUGAGCUAUUGGCAUAGCGGAGGAGGAAGUCUGAUAUGGAUUACGUUGUGACACACAUUAAUAUUUAAACUGUCUAUGUUCUAUGUGAAGUUUAGAAGUAUUUGUAGUAGGACAUAAGAUGUGUACAAUUUGCAUGAACAGUAGAUUGUGGACAUCCUCAAGAUCAAUCGCCAUAUAAAAUCUGAUUACCCACCCCUAUUUUCAACCUUAGAUUGCACUGAUUAUUAUAAUAUGUUCAAAUAUUGUAUAAUCCAUCUGUUGUAUAAUGUUGUGUAAUUGAACUGCAUUGAUUUGUGCACAGCAUAAAUAUUGUUCUUGAAUUUUGUUUUUAAUUGUUGAUUUAGCUUUUGAAGUCACAUUCUCCCAUUCUUUGUGAUUAAAUAUGUUCUAUGUUCUUAGUUGGACUGAUUUAAUCAGAGUGAAGAACAAUGAUUGUCAGCUUCAGGUAAACAGUUAUUUAAUCAGGGAAUAAGGGACAAUAUCUGCAUAUUUAACCACUAUUUAAUGACACCAACAUAUGGAAUAGUUUUCCUUCAUAUUAAAAAAGGUGGAAACAUUUAAAAGGUAGAGGAAACGCUUAAACGUAAAAUUAUUUUGAAAUGUACCAAUUGUAAAAACAAAAAUGUGAAUGCUGAGUUUAAGUGCAGCCACAGAUUUUCUUUUGGGGAAAAAAAAAAUCUGUUUUAGUGAAGAACACAUUUUAUAGAUGCACUGAUGUGACUGGAUGUGCCAGAUUUUAAAAUUGUGAGUGCAGCUAGUUUUAAAAUACCAAAUGUCUCUUUAUACUUUACUAUUUGUUUUGUAAGAAAAAGUAUUUGUGUUGUAUCUAGCUGUGUGUGUUCUGGUGUCGUUUUUGUGUACAGUUAAAGUUUUCAGUGAAUAUUUACCUUGAAUUUCAGAAAAAGACUUCAUGUUGAAAACUGUAUUGAACCGUGUUAAUGUGAUUUUAAGUGUGUUAGGUCAAAAACAUGCUUCUGGUAAGACUGUUAUAUUCAAACAUUUUUGCAAUACUCAAUUGUCUCUGAAAAAUAAUGCUGUCAUUGAUUGCUGUUUUAAACUAUUUUACAUCUCAGUGUGCUUUUGACAUCUUGAAUAAAGAGGGCAUUUCUUCUUUU